AUGUGUGGACUGUUCCACGGUUUAAAGAGUCCAUUUUCGAUUAGGCAAGACCAUUCAGAACAACUUCUAUACACCUACACUAACUGCAGGGACAAUCACACGUUGUGGAGUGACUUGCAUAAAAUAAAUUGCUCCAACGGCGGAAUUGCUCCGGGAAAAGGAGAUUAUCAUCCCACGGUUAACCUACGAAACGCAAGAGAGCGUGUUUUCGGUUGUGUAACGGGUACUUCCAUUAAACAAUGUGUCCAGCACCAGGAGCUGCGUUGGUUGGGACAUGUGUUGCGUAUGCCGAACCAUCGUUUGCCGAACAGAGUGCUGUUUUCCAUGCCCAACUAA
Opisthorchis viverrini is the source of this 336-nucleotide messenger RNA. RefSeq lists its product as hypothetical. Lineage: Eukaryota; Metazoa; Platyhelminthes; Trematoda; Opisthorchiida; Opisthorchiidae. The transcript has 2 exons. Bases 1 to 336 code for a protein of 111 amino acids. The record is from RefSeq and is a predicted model, not a curated record.